AUGGACUUCAUUUCUGGACUACCUAGGACCCUGAAGAGUUAUACAGUGAUAUGGGUUGUUGUUGACAGACUCACGAAGUCAGCACACUUCAUUCCAGGGAAGUCCACUUAUACUGCCAAUUCCCGGUUUGUUGGGGUGAGACUGAGGAACUAUGCUGAUGAACGACGUAGGGAUCUUGAGUUUGACGUAGGAGACAUGAUUUUUCUGAAGGUAGCACCUAUAAAGGGUGUUCUAAGAUUCGAGAAGAAAGGGAAGUUGAGUCCACGUUUUGUAGGGUCGUUUGAGAUUCUUGAAAGGAUUGGCCCUGUAGCUUAUCAUUUGGCCUUGCCUCCGCAAUUAUCUGCAGUUCAUGAUGUGUUUCAUGUCUCCAUGCUGAGGAAGUAUGUGACAGAUCCCUCACAUAUAGUCGACUACAAACCAUUGCAAAUUAACGACAACUUAAGCUAUGACGAGCGGCCAGUUGAGAUUUUGGCUAAGGAAGUUAAACUGCUUUGUAACAGAGGAAUUACAUUGGUCAAGGUUUUGUGGCGAAACCACGAGGUUGAGGAAGCUACUUGA
Cucumis sativus (cucumber) is the source of this 558-nucleotide messenger RNA. RefSeq lists its product as uncharacterized. The record is from RefSeq and is a predicted model, not a curated record. The transcript has 3 exons. NCBI's taxonomy places the organism in Eukaryota, Viridiplantae, Streptophyta, Magnoliopsida, Cucurbitales, Cucurbitaceae. Bases 1 to 558 code for a protein of 185 amino acids.